Molecule: messenger RNA, 1066 nt
Organism: Gasterosteus aculeatus aculeatus (three-spined stickleback)
Lineage: Eukaryota; Metazoa; Chordata; Actinopteri; Perciformes; Gasterosteidae
Gene: kctd14
Product: potassium channel tetramerization domain containing 14
Biological process (GO): protein homooligomerization
Molecular function (GO): protein binding
Source: RefSeq, a predicted model, not a curated record
UCCGGCUUAGGCCACGCCCCCCGCCCGCACCUGUUCACCAGUAAAACCAAACCCUGCUACCUCGUGGACGGUUCACGAUGAGUCUACCGGACUGCAAAUCAUCGGCGAAGCCGUCUUUACCCGCAGACCCACACUCUCCCGUCGUGCAGUUGAACGUGGGGGGCCAGAUGUUCAGCACCUCUGUGAGCACGCUCAGGAAACACCCCGAGUCCAAGCUGGUGGAGCUGCUCAGCAGACCGCCCAGAGCCCGCGGCGAGGCGCAAGGCCACUACUUCAUCGACCGCGACGGCACCCACUUCGGGGCCGUCCUCGAGUACCUGAGGUCGGACCGGCUGCCUGCGGAGAACAUCCAGGAGGUUCACAGGGAGGCGGUGUACUACAACAUCCAACCGCUGGUCAAACUCUUGGAGGAAACCCCCCAGCUGUUCGGAGAGCUGGUGGGGAGGCAGCAGUUCCUCUCCAGAGUGCCGCACUACAAAGAAAACAUCGAGGUGCUGAUUCGCAUCGCCAGAGCCGAGGCCAUCGCCGCCCGUCACUCCACCAUCAUAAUCUGCGUGCUGCGGACGGAGGAGGACCUGGGAUUCUAUGACAGCGCUAUCAGCAGCCUGGAGGCGGACAAGGAGUCUGUGGUGACUUUCGGACCCUGGAAGGCAGCGCUGUCCACUAACGACCUGCUGGACUGCGUGAAGAUGGACAUCGAGAGUCAGGGCUACAAGGUGAGCGUCCAGCCUCACGUGGUGGAGAAGAGCUUCCUGUCCCGCAGCUACAACGUCUUCCACAGACUCUCGUUCACUUGGUGGUAAAUAUACCGUUUCUGACAAAGAACAUAAAACCUUUAGAAAGGUCUUCAGAACAAGUUGAUGCACCUUUUGCGAAGAAAAACUGGACUUUAUUCGGCACACUACCUAUUUUAGACACAAGGGGUCAGUAAAGUAUGUCAACGGUUGUGUUGUUUACAUUUACUUUGUCUUAUGCUAAGUCACAUGUUGGUGCUGCUUAGAGAUAUAGCGUUCCAUAUCCUGUGUAAUACUGCUACAUUUAAAUAAACAAUAUCGAAAUACAAAAA